AUGUCCGCGGUGAAGCCGUGGCUCGAGAAUCUCACCAUUGCUAAGCUACAUCGACUUGCUAUCGCAAUUGGCGCACCAUGCAGCGGCACCAAGGCUGUACGCAUCGAGGGUAUUCGACAUGCAGUGACGAAUGUCGCAAGCAAUGACCGAAGCGACCCCUCUGACUUGAGUCUCUUGAGCAUUGAUAUGGGUAUCAGAAACUUGGCGUUUGCCCAUAUCACAGCGCCACUACAGGCAACAAACUCGGCAGAAUAUCUGCAGUACCAGAAGCCCACAUUGCAAUCAUGGCGUCGCCUAGCAGUAUCCCAGUCACUAUAUGCCACAAGUACAGUGCCCCUAUCGUUCCGCGUCGAAAGUUCAAGCGAGACUUCGGCUUCGAAAGAGUCGUUUGAACCUGCUGACUAUGCAUUGCACGCAUACGAGCUGAUCAACCACAUGCUGCAGACUUAUCAGCCAAAUCAUGUUCUGAUCGAGAGACAAAGGUUUCGCUCUGGCGGCGGGUCGUCGGUUCAAGAAUGGACGAUACGGGUGGGGGUAUUCGAGGGAAUGUUGUACGCGUCUCUUCGGACCAUGAUUGAGGAGCGAAAGAUGCGGUUGAGGGUGGAGCCAAUGCAGCCAUCCCGGGUAAAUCGAUAUUGGCUUGGAGACUUUGUGCGUCCGUCCACCCGUAAGCUGGUCGGACAGGAGGUGAAGAGAGCGAAAAUUCGGCUCGUGGGCAAUAUGCUCCAAGGAGCAGACGCCAACAUCUGCGUGGGAAAAGGGAUGCAACCGAUCGUGGCUGAAUUUGUAUCCGGCUGCAACAAAGUAUCCAAGAGCAAGCCAACAGCAAACGCUGGUAAGGUGAAGCUGGAUGAUCUGGCAGACUCAUUGCUGCAAGGAUUGUCAUGGAUUAAGUGGCAAAAUAACCGGAGACGCAUCGAAGUUCUGGGUCGAGAUGCGAUCGACUUGGAUUCUGGACCCGUGUCAUGA
Cladophialophora yegresii CBS 114405 is the source of this 969-nucleotide messenger RNA. RefSeq lists its product as uncharacterized. The transcript has 2 exons. Gene Ontology annotation, cellular component: mitochondrion. The record is from RefSeq and is a predicted model, not a curated record. Gene Ontology annotation, molecular function: flap-structured DNA binding; DNA endonuclease activity; crossed form four-way junction DNA binding. Bases 1 to 969 code for a protein of 322 amino acids. Lineage: Eukaryota; Fungi; Ascomycota; Eurotiomycetes; Chaetothyriales; Herpotrichiellaceae.